Messenger RNA from Cryptococcus wingfieldii CBS 7118, 2700 nucleotides. RefSeq lists its product as hypothetical. The transcript has 8 exons. The record is from RefSeq and is a predicted model, not a curated record. Lineage: Eukaryota; Fungi; Basidiomycota; Tremellomycetes; Tremellales; Cryptococcaceae. The coding region runs from base 1 to 2700 and encodes 899 amino acids. Gene Ontology annotation, molecular function: guanyl-nucleotide exchange factor activity.
AUGUACAACGUCAACCACUCCAGCUACGACAGCCAGCAUCACCCCACCGACGUUCCGGGCACGCAUCUUCCCAAACCGCUCUCAUCCUACUACCCGCCUCGCUCAAGGUCAAUCACUCCCUCGUACUCCCCGUCUCCGGAUGGCGAGCAAUGGCCUAUGCCUUACGUGAACUCUGGCUCUGACGCACAGUUAGCCGAUUUGCGAUACUCUGUGCCUAUGCCCGAACCCAGGUUCUCUCACACGUCAAACUCGGGCUCGUCUAACGCAGAAUCAACGUCGAACGACUAUGAUUCGCACGCAAGAAAUCCUCUAGUGGAUCUCAUGGAGAGUGAGAAAGUCUACGUGGACCGCCUCGGUUUGACCAUACGCCGUGCGGCUGGAGCAUGGUCAAAGAAGAAUUUCCCGCCCCCUAAGCUUGACGCCAUGUUCAGGUGUAUUGAGGCUUGUUAUAGAGCAAACAAAGGUUUUGGACAGAAGCUGAAAGACAUCGGACACAAUCCUUCGAACCCCAAGGCUCUUGGCGAUGUUCUUAUGCGUUGGAUUGACGACCUGGAACCUGCCUAUCUCAUGUACACUUCCAAUUUUCUUACUGGAUUCGACACCUACCCACCCGUUAGCGCGAACGCCGCUCUGCCUGGCAUCCUGGAGGAAAUGUCUGCUUCAUCUAAACCCGUUCCACCUCUUGAUAGGUGGACUUUAGACGCGCUGUUCGUUCUUCCUUAUACCCGGUUACGCUACUAUCGCAAGCUCUACACUCGUCUCUUGCGGAGUACCAAAGAAGGCCGAAAGGAUCAUGGGUUGUUGAUGGCCGCGAACGACAGGCUGGACAAGCUGGCUGAGACUGUGGAGCUGCGACUCGAGAUGGACGUAAGCGACAAAGACGGGGAUGCCAUGUCCCCACAGGACCAGCAACAGAGGGAACUGGGCAGCGUUAUCAGCUCUGCCCGGAACGACGUCUUCGAUGCGUUAUCUCUCAAUGAAGAGAUGAAGGACGACCAAGUCCGAAAAUCUGAUGAACAGGUUGCCGUCCAGUCUCUUCAUCGGCCCGCAGCUGUCCGAACCACCAGUGUCGAGUAUACAGCCGAGAUGCUUGCAACAGCUUUGUCGGAUCUGGAGCUGAGGAUUGAUACUGAAAGAACUAUUGAUCUGUUCUCGAUGCAGAUAAAGCGUUGCCGUUUACAAAUGCAACCCCCGACCUUGCCUUUUGAGCGCAGCCUUCGCUCUUCACACGACGUUUCGAUACAUUUCACUCCCACGGCAACAGGCCGGCAGAUUGAACAUAAACGGGCACAUAUAUUCAUCCUCAGCGACUUGCUUCUCGUGGCGGAAUGGAUGGAUGCGACCGUCAAGGCUGCCAAGAUGCAGCAAAUUGCGAAGGAGCAGCCCGAAAGAGUGGGCAAAGGGGGACCCAUGCCGGAGAUGUGGCUGAAUUACCCCCCAUUGGCUGGGAAGCACUUGAUGGUGGCCGAAGGCAAUCAAGCCAAUGUGUUGACUGUAAUGGUUAUGCGCAAAGAGACUUUUGUCAUACACACGGAGUCGGAAAUUGCCAAGGAUAGAAUCAUGAAGGAUCUGAUUGAUUGUACAGAUUAUGCUUUGAUUCAUUCUACGCCAGGCAUCAGUCGCGAGCGAGCGAUGGCCAGCGCUGCAUUAACGUCCAUCCCAAACGCUGUCGGCCAUACUUCAUUUCCCUCCCCUUUUCAGAGCGUUGCGUCUUCGUCGACCAGUCCCUGUCCCGAUAGGGUACCCCUGGAUGUGUCUAUCUUUGCAAACCAACUGCCCAGUGUUAGCCUUCGCUCCGAAAAGGAAGUUGAAUGGCCCAGAGAACACCUAUACCAUCCCCAUUCCCAUUCAACAGGGCAGGGCCUCACUACAAUGGUGGCUCUACCUCCGCGUGGCACCAGCCUGCCUGUCCCAGAUCAAGGGCUCCCAGAACCACUUCGACAGAAUUAUGAUCAGGUCAGAAGACCUUUGGUGCCAUCGAGACCCCAUAUACAAACGACCGCAUCGCCACAACAGCCUGGCCCCAUACCUCUAUCGGGCAACCGCGAUUCUGUCCGCUCUCCUUCGAGCCGUGCGGCUACUCCUCAACUUUCAGAUCAAAGGGCACCUGCAUCCCAUUCAGUCAUUUCAGGUCUAGUCGCUACGGGCGCUCAUCUCGAUCAGAGUAACGCGCUAUUGCCCCAACAGCAUGCUGUACGGCACCCUUCUGGGCCGAAGCGCCUUGUGGAACCCCCAUCUGCAGUGUUCCAAAACAACUUUCCUGGCCGCGAUUCCUCUACCUGGGUUGAGUCUUCCGCAGAUGAUGAUACCCCACCCCCUUCGCCGGAGGAAGAAGAACCAAGCACGUUGGCGGGACCUGCUACCGUGUCAGCUCAGAUGAAGUGCAAGGUGUUCAUCAAGCAGUCGCACCAGCAAUGGAAGUCUCUUGGCCCGGGUAAACUCAGGCUGUAUUCCCAGGCGAAAGGCAAUGUCAAGCAGCUGGUUGUGGAAUCUGAUUCCGCAUCGAAGCAGAUGCUCGUCUCCACCAUAGUAUUGACAGACGGGGUAGAAAGGGUGGCCAAGACAGGUGUGGCAGUGGAAAUCUCAAACAGAGGGAAAAGGACUGGGGUGGUCUACAUGAUACAGCUUAGGAACGAGGCUUCUGCGGUUGGUUUGUUUGAGAGUCUACUGGUAGGCAGUGAUCGUGCGGUCGUACGUUGA